AUCUCCCUUGUGUGCCCCAAGCAUUGUGCAAAAUCCAGUCCCAAGUGUCACCCUAUCCCAUGAUGCACUCCACCACAUCCAUUACCUCCCUCUUCUCCUUCACCAGUCCAGCUGUGAAGAGGUUGCUGGGCUGGAAACAGGGAGAUGAAGAGGAGAAGUGGGCAGAAAAGGCUGUUGAUUCUCUUGUAAAGAAACUAAAGAAAAAGAAAGGAGCCAUGGAGGAACUCGAAAAGGCUCUGAGCUGCCCCGGCCAGCCCAGUAAAUGUGUGACCAUCCCUCGUUCCCUGGAUGGAAGGCUCCAGGUGUCCCAUCGUAAAGGUCUGCCACAUGUCAUCUACUGCCGAGUGUGGCGCUGGCCAGAUCUGCAGUCCCACCAUGAGCUCAAAGCACUGGACUGCUGUGAGUUUCCCUUUGGCUCCAAACAGAAGGAGAUCUGCAUCAACCCCUAUCAUUACCGCCGUGUGGAGACGCCAGUGUUGCCCCCAGUCCUUGUGCCACGUCACAGUGAGUUCAACCCCCAGCACAGCUUGUUGGCAAAGUUCCGGAACGCUUCCUUACACAAUGAACCUCUCAUGCCACAGAAUGCCACUUAUCCAGACUCCUUCCCUGCAAUGCCCUGCAGUUCAUUCUCUUCGUCUCCCUCCAGCUCUUUAAAUCAAUCCCCUACUGCACACAGCUACCCCAACUCCCCUAGUAGUGGGACUGACCCCGGGAGCCCACCCUACCAAAUCACAGCAGAGACGCCUCCUCCACCCUAUAGUAUGAUGGAGACUACCCCCACGGAGGAUGUGAAACCAGGAGAAACCUCCAACCCCAAUAAACUCAUUCUGUCAGCACCCCAUAUAGACUUGAGGCCGGUAUGUUAUGAGGAACCAGAAUACUGGUGCUCAGUGGCGUAUUACGAGUUGAACAACAGAGUGGGCGAGACAUUCCACGCCUCCUCCCGAAGCAUUCUGGUGGAUGGCUUCACAGACCCCUCCAACAAUAAGAACCGAUUCUGUCUUGGAUUGCUGUCCAACGUCAACCGAAACUCCACCAUUGAGCACACACGCAGGCACAUAGGCAAAGGUGUGCAUCUCUAUUACGUCGGUGGAGAGGUGUAUGCAGAGUGUCUGAGUGACAGCAGUAUUUUCGUUCAGAGUCGGAACUGUAACUACCAGCAUGGUUUUCACCCAACCACUGUUUGUAAGAUCCCAAGUGGAUGCAGCCUCAAGAUCUUCAACAACCAGCUGUUUGCCCAGCUGCUGUCACAGUCAGUAAACCAUGGCUUUGAGGUGGUCUAUGAACUCACCAAGAUGUGCACCAUCAGGAUGAGUUUUGUCAAGGGCUGGGGUGCCGAGUACCACCGUCAGGAUGUCACCAGCACCCCCUGCUGGAUAGAAAUCCAUCUACAUGGGCCACUGCAAUGGCUAGACAAAGUUCUGACCCAAAUGGGCUCCCCACACAAUCCUAUCUCCUCUGUGUCCUAAUGUAUUUGAAACAACAAAGCCAGAUGAUCAGAGACAGGGGAAUAUAGUUCUUCAAAAGACUUUGUAGCGCCACAGGACAUAAUGCUUUCUCUCUUGUGAAAAUAUCUAUGUGAUUUCAAUGGGUGUUUAUGGUACAGGUAGGGCCAGUGGUGAUAUAUGUACAGUAUCAUGUCGUUUAAAACAGUUGUGUGGUUAGACAAGUGUUGCAUUUUGAAAUAAAACAAUAAAGAUUACUACUUUGCA
Messenger RNA from Myxocyprinus asiaticus (Chinese sucker), 1712 nucleotides. Its product is annotated as mothers against decapentaplegic homolog 9-like. Gene Ontology annotation, cellular component: heteromeric SMAD protein complex. Gene Ontology annotation, molecular function: I-SMAD binding; RNA polymerase II cis-regulatory region sequence-specific DNA binding; DNA-binding transcription factor activity, RNA polymerase II-specific. The record is from RefSeq and is a predicted model, not a curated record. The transcript has 6 exons. Gene Ontology annotation, biological process: regulation of transcription by RNA polymerase II; SMAD protein signal transduction; cell differentiation. The coding region runs from base 60 to 1469 and encodes 469 amino acids. NCBI's taxonomy places the organism in Eukaryota, Metazoa, Chordata, Actinopteri, Cypriniformes, Catostomidae.